This is a messenger RNA of Plectropomus leopardus (leopard coralgrouper), 5014 nucleotides long. The record is from RefSeq and is a predicted model, not a curated record. NCBI's taxonomy places the organism in Eukaryota, Metazoa, Chordata, Actinopteri, Perciformes, Serranidae.
UGUGUGUGUUCAGUCUGGACAGAGCGCUGGAUGACCUGAAGAGCCGUAGAUCUGCGCUAAUGACCUCCCUGAAGAACCCCACUGUGGAGGUGGUCCGGCCUCAGAGGCCAGUCGCUGUUCAAAGUGCUCCAGAGGAUCCCAGAGCUGCAGAUCUGGCCAAGGAUCUAGACAAGAUCAACCAAGGCCUAUAUCAAAGCGAGAAAGAAAUCCUCAGUCGACUCAGAACCCCGCUGGACAACCGCAACCCGACACAAGACCUGGAAGAAAGACUCCAAGAGCACAAGAGGACUGCUCAGACUGUGAGAAAGCUGGAGUCUGACAAGUGCGUGGUUCAGAGAGAAAUGGAGCCCAUUCUGGCCAAAAAACCUCUGGGACCCAUCGCCUCCACCCUGCCCCUCAAACUCAGCACCGCCAACAACAAGCUUGACGACCUCAACGCCCUCAUUGACCUUUAUAACAAAAAAGCUACAGCCUCUGUGUUCCUAGAGAAGAGGAAGGAGAACGUCGAAGGCAUCGUCUCUGGGUUUGAGGAGCAGGUAGCAAAAGAGGCCGCCAUUCUUGAUAAACCCAACGCCCUCUCAAGUCGCAACCAGGAGCUGCAGGCUUUGCGUAAGGAUGUGGCCUCAAAGAAGGAUGAGUUGAAUAAAUUAGGGAGAGACUUGGACCUGACAGCAGAAGCAUGCAGCUCUCUGCAGCGUAAUUUUGAUGAAUACUGUCCUGACAUCAGUCGCCAGGAGAACGAGGUGAAACAGCUGAGGAACCGUUACUCCAAUGUCAAUAAUCAGAUCCAGGAGAGGUCUGGUCUCAUACAGGAAGCAACCAGUAAAAACCAAGAUUUCCAGAAUGCUGCUCAGUCACUGGAUUUCUUCUUGGUCAAUUUGCCAAAUAAUAAGAUCAAACCUACUGAUGAUGUGGCGCAGAUAAAAGCCAAGCAGAGCUCUCAGAAGAAAGUGGUAGAGGACAUCAACAAGAAAUCAGGUGAUUUAGAUCGCGUCAAGCAACUUUCCCGUGAUCUGCAGAGCAUCUUAAAUGAGUAUGAAAUGAAGUCAAACGCUUACCGUGGCACUCUGUAUGAUAGCGAUGACAAUGAUGAUGAGGAUGAUGAUGAUGAGCCAGUCCCAAAGAGACGUUCAACUUUGACUAUGGCUCAGGCUGUACAACGAAAGGAGAAAGAUCUACUCAACCUUUUCUCAGAGUUGUCUGCGGAAAAUGACCAACUACUCAGCCAGCUGGAGACGGCAAAGAACAUCAAGGCCAGGAACGAAGAGAAAGUUAGUCAGGUGGUGGUUAAUCAGCAGCUGCAGUCACAGAGCCAGCAGAAAGACCUGGAGGAGAGCGAUAGCCUGAAGAGGGAAUUAAAUGAGGAGUCUGAAAGGCGCUUACAUGCUGAAAGAGACCUGGAAACAUACCGUAAGAGGUAUGUGUCUCUGAAGAAUAGGAGAGGAGUGGCUAGGUUAGAGGAGAAGGAGGUGGUGCAAUACUACCGUGAUCCCAAAAUGGAGGUGGAAUUGAAGUCCCUGAGAAAUCGGAUCCAGGACGAAGAAUUGAAGAGAUCAAGAACCAGCUCAGAGAUAGAUUUGAUCAAUGAGAAGAUUAUCAGACUGGAAACACAGCUGCUCCAAAUCGAACCUAAACUGCUGACCAAGGUUCUGACUGAAUACGAAAGAGACCCGCAGCUUGACAAAGAGGCGGCCAAGAUCAGAGAAGAGAUUCAAAGGUUACAACUGGAGCUACAAACAAGAGAUACUGAGACUGUUCAAGUCAAAUCCGAGCUUACGGUUCUGUCUCAGCAGGCACCCAAAAUCAAGGCGAAGGUUGUUAAGAAAGAAGUUGUGAGGGUUGAAAGGGAUCCGGAAAUGUUGAAAAGUGUUCUCACGCUCCAGAGUGGCAUUGCGGAGGAGGAGUUCCAAUUCAAGACGCUGAACGAUAGCAUUUUUACCAUUAGGAGUGAGAUAAACAAACUAGAGAGGUAUAUUCCCACCAUCCAACCCAAGAUAGUCUCUAAGGUGGUUAAGCAAGUGCAGCAAGAUCCAGAAACGGUGGAAGAGGCUAAGAAAUUACGAAUUGCCUUGGAAGAGGAGAAGGAUGAAAACGUUAUCUUGAUGAAGGAACUGACCACCCUUCAGCUGCGUUACGAUGAAGUGGACAAGAUCAGGCCUAAAGUCGAGGUCAAGGAGAUCAUCAAUGAGAUCUACAGAAUUGAUCCUGAGACAGAAAUCGAGCUGGUUCGUCUGCGGAAAGAGCUGCAGGAUUCCAGCCGUAACCGUGUAGAGCUGGAGAAAGACAUCAAGACACUGAUAACGACUCUGACCACCCUACGUGCUCAGAAACCUAAAGUAGAGUACAAGGAAGUGACCCAGGAGGUCAUCAAAGAGGAGAAAAGCCCAGAGGUCACCAGGGAAUUGCAAAGGCUGAGCAACCAAGUCUCCCGGCUGCAACUCAACUACGACACCACCUUGGAGCUGCUGACCCGCCUACGUAAAGAAAGAGACGAGCUGAAAACUGAAAAAUCCAAGGUGGAGACCAAGCUGGUCACUAAAGACCUCAUCAAAUAUGAGAACGAUCCUCUUCUUGAGAAAGAGGCUGACAGCCUUCGGAGAAGUGUAAGAGAUGAGAUUCAACAACGCCGCAGUGUGGAGGAGUUACUGUUUGACCUCCAGAACCAGUACAUCGUUCUUGAAAGGCAGAAGCCAGAGGAAAAGAUUGUCACGCAGGAGGUGGUGCGUCUUCAGAGGGACCCCAAGCAGAUGCAGGAGCAUGAAAAGUUGAAUAGGGACCUGGACGAAGAAAUGAAAAACCGUAGGAAGAUUGAAUUAGAGGUCAGACAGCUCAGAGGCCUUAUUCAAGAAAAAGAGAGUACCCUGGCUCAGAUGGACGAGCGUCAGAAGAAGAUUCAAGUAGAGUCUGAGCUCAGGCAGAUCAAAGCUCGUAUUCUUGAACUGGAAACAUCUCCACCUCCUGUUGAGGAAAGGAUCGUCAUUGAGGAGGUCCUGAAAGUGGAAAGGGACCCUGAGCUGGAAAAACUUACUGAUAGUUUACGUAUCAACUUGGAGACUGAGGGCACCAAUGUCAGUCGUCUAGAGAGAGAAAUCCGCAACCUUAAGCUCAAGUUAGAAAUUCUGCAAAAGGAGAAGUCAAUUGAGAAGGUUGUUUACAGAGAAGUGGUGCGUGUAGAGAAAGACCCGGCAGUGGAGGCUGAAAGAGAACAUCUAAGAGAGCUCGUGACACAGGAGAGAAAUCUCAGGCGUGAACAGGAGGCUAACACUCAGAACAUGCAAAUCAAAGUAACUCAAGUACAGACAACAAAGUCUAUGACUUCUCAGGAGGAAACAACUCUCAUAAGCAACAGAGAUGCUCUGCAGAGAGAGAAGGAGGAUCUCCUCAGACAGAUCAAAGUGCUCGAGUCUCAAAGACAGAAUAUCAGCUUAACCUUCCAGCAACAGUCCAAGCUGAUGAGUGAGAGAAACCAGAUGCUACGGCAGAGGACUCUGAAGACAUCCUCUGAAUUACAAAGGCUGGAGAAAGAAAUCCUCAAAGAAAAAGACAAAAUACACCAGAGAGAUGCACUCAUCGUUGAGCUGCAGAACAACAUCCAGAAAGAGGACCACUCUGAAACUCACACCAGAGAGACAAACCUCUCCACAAAGAUCACCAUCCUGGAUCCAGAAACCGGUAAAGACAUGUCUCCAUAUGAUGCCUACUUGGCAGGGCUAAUUGAUCGCAACCACUACAUUCGCCUGUCAGAGCUGGAGUGUGACUGGGAGGAAAUCACUUCAACUGGUCCAGAUGGGGAUACAACAAUUCUGCAAGAUCGCAAAAGUGGGAGGCAGUACUCCAUCAAGGAUGCCCUGAGGGCUGGUCGCCUGACCCAGUAUGACCUGCAGCGCUACAAGGAUGGGAAAUUGUCCAUUGCUGAGUUUGCGCUCCUUGUUGCAGGAGAAACCAGAACGCCCAUCGUUCCUCCAAUACCAGUCCCAAGAUCACCCAUUAAACCCAUCCCAACCUCUCCCAUGAACUCCAUGCCAACCUCCUUGAGGUCCUCCUACCCCUCCCUCAACACUCAGCUCAGUGGCAGUUUAAACAACCUCACUGCUUCAGGAGUGGAGGAGAAUUUUCCCAUCUCUGGUAUUUUAGACACCACCACAGACAGCCGCAUGUCUGUGAGAAGUGCCCUGACUCGAAAACUCAUCGAUCCCGACACAGCUCUGAAGCUGCUGGAGGCACAAGCAGCCUCCGGAGGAAUCGUCGAUCUCAGCAAAAAGGACAAACUGUCCGUCCACAAGGCAGCUGAACGUGGUCUCAUUGACACAAGUGACAUGUACAAGCUUCUGAACGCCCAAAAGGCUUUCACCGGAGUCGAGGACCCUGUGACCAAAGAGCGUCUCGCAGUGGGACAAGCUGCACAGAAAGGGUUUAUUCCCAAAGAAAAUGCCAAGAGGUACAUCGAGGCGCAGUACCUGACCGGUGGGCUUGUGAAUCCUGCUAAAGCAGGCCGCCUCACUGUCAAAGAAGCUCUCGCCAGUAAUAUUAUUGACAGCACAACAGCUGAGGAGCUGCAAGAUGAGGAUUCCUACAUCAAAGAGCUCGUAGACCCAAUCACCAAAGAGAAGAUAACGUACAAGGAGGCGAUGGAUCGGUGUAAGAGAGACCACAGCACGGGGCUCCUACUGCUUCCUGCAGCCUCUACUGAUGCCACAAACGCCCCGUCAUACUCAAACUAUCGAUUCAGCUCCGCAUACAACAGAAUCUAGAUGUGAAGUUUAAGAUGUUUUCUUUGCUGCAGCCACUGGUGGUAGUGGGUGUGUGUUAACGCUAAAUGAAGCAGAUAAAAAAUAAAUGUUCGUACACUUUUUGAAAACACUGGGGAAAAAAUUGGGUGAAACUGCGGAUCUGCUUAUAUUCAGUGCUAUUUUUGGGUCUGCUGUAAAAAUUAGGGGAUAUGUUUGUUUUAUAUGGUAUAUUGUUUUUUUUCAUCACUCUUAAUCUAAAUCCUAAUUAAACUCUGCAAGCCUGA